Messenger RNA from Centrocercus urophasianus (Greater sage-grouse), 2157 nucleotides. It is a transcript of the gene RAP2C, whose product is annotated as RAP2C, member of RAS oncogene family. The transcript has 3 exons. Bases 16 to 567 code for a protein of 183 amino acids. The record is from RefSeq and is a predicted model, not a curated record. Gene Ontology annotation, cellular component: plasma membrane. Gene Ontology annotation, biological process: negative regulation of cell migration; Rap protein signal transduction. Gene Ontology annotation, molecular function: GTPase activity; GDP binding; GTP binding. NCBI's taxonomy places the organism in Eukaryota, Metazoa, Chordata, Aves, Galliformes, Phasianidae.
GGCGAGCGGGGCCCGAUGCGGGAGUACAAGGUGGUGGUGCUGGGCAGCGGGGGGGUGGGGAAGUCCGCCCUGACGGUGCAGUUCGUCACCGGGACCUUCAUCGAGAAGUACGACCCGACCAUCGAGGACUUCUACCGCAAAGAGAUCGAGGUGGACUCGUCCCCCUCGGUGCUGGAGAUCCUGGACACGGCGGGCACCGAGCAGUUCGCCUCCAUGCGCGACCUCUAUAUCAAAAACGGGCAGGGCUUCAUCCUCGUCUACAGCCUGGUCAAUCAGCAGUCCUUCCAGGACAUCAAGCCGAUGAGGGACCAGAUUGUCCGGGUGAAGAGAUACGAGAAAGUCCCUCUGAUCCUAGUGGGGAAUAAAGUGGAUCUGGAGUCGGAGAGAGAGGUCUUGUCUGCAGAAGGCAGAGCUCUGGCUCAGGAGUGGGGCUGUCCCUUCAUGGAGACGUCAGCCAAGAGCAAAACAAUGGUGGAUGAACUGUUUGCUGAGAUCGUCAGGCAAAUGAACUAUGCCUCCCUGCCUGAAAAACAAGAUCAGUGUUGUACAACUUGCAUCGUCCAGUGAGAGAAGUUAAGGAAAACCUCAGUCAUGGCCAUACAGAGCAGAUAAAACUCAGAGGAAACUUGCACAGAUGCUGCUUUGGAGAACUUUCAGCCCAGGUUGCAGAGCUGAGCCUUGGUAAACCUGUCUCUAUUACAGCACAUUGCCAUACAUCUAAGUGCAUAAGGUUGGUGGCCUCCAGGAUCCACACACCUUAAUCAGAAUGCUUAGCAUGUUUACCAUAAGUUUAAAAUCUGUUCUUUAUCUAUCAGUCCUUUUAUAGCUUUCUAAGUUCAUAUAAUGGCUAAUAUGCAAGAGUUCAUUUUUAAUAUUUUAAUUGAUUUCUUUAAUCAAUUUCUGAACUUGUAUUUAUUAAAUACUUAAACUCAGUAUUACCUACUCAAUGCCUUUUAAAAGAGAGUUUUAAUGGAGAAUAAAUUGAGCCUUAAACAAAUGGUUACUUCUGUAUAUUACCUCGCAUCAGUGCUUCUUUCUCUUGGCAAAGUUUUCUCCUCCGAUGCAGCCGGUCGUUCUUUGAGACUUUCUGUUUACGUGUGACAGUGUCAUGGAGAGAUACUGAAGGCACCUCUGUUGUGUGGAUGCAGUAUCCCUUUUCUUGGCAAGUGCAGCUGUGAUGCUGCUUGUAACUGGUCUGAUUGGGCAGCAGGGAUCUGAACGGGGCCUGAAGUCUCCAGCUGAUGUUUUUUGGGCAAUCGUGGGUUUCUUAAACUCCCUUAAUCAGAAAACAACCAUUGUAGCAUUGGAAAAUGGCAGCGUUCUGUUCUGUCUACUGAGUUUCUCGACUUGCUUGUUUACAUGCAGCUUCUCAAUGCCUCUGGAAAGGGAUAAUGUAUCCUUCAGAAUGGGCUGUGUGCCUGGUCGGGGCAGCUCAGCUUUGCCUGGCACAGCAAGCGACAUCUGGUAGACCUCUGCACAUGUAAAUCUAAUGCAAAUAAGAUCACUUUACAUUUUGUAGUUCCUAAUAUUUGUCUUUCUGAAUAAUAUUUUAAAGCAAUAUUUGUUAAAAGUUUUUCUUGCACUGUCACAAAUUGCUUUUUAGGUUUGUUUGUUUGUUUUUUUCCCAAUAAACAAGUUUAAUUUUAGAGACAAGUUGGUGUAACAAGGGGAAAAGCACCAGGUUUCAGUGAUACUAACUGCAAGCGUGCUUUAAACAGCCAUUGCCUUCCAUAUUGUUUACCUGAUCAACAUUUUCUCUGAAUACUUGAAAAUCUUAACAAUAACACAGGUAUAAAGAGCAGAAUGGAAAUGUACAAAGGACAGAUGAAACCGUUUUGUUCAGUUUUAGUCACACGUUGCAUCCAUGAGAGCUUUUUUUUUUUUAGCAGUGGUUUAAAAUGUGUGAUUUUUUUUCUUUGCAGAAGUUUAAUAACUGCAGCUCACCUACUGCACCAAAGUUCUAGGUUUUUAGGAGCCCAGCUUUAGUCAUUUGAACAUGCUUCUAGAAAUGUACAUUCUUGCCCUGUAAUAGCUAAAUACCUUGGAGAAAAGCUCCAGUAAAAGCAGUGAUGGAUAUGUGAGGUUAAGCAGUUUCGAACUCACGAAAUGUAUUGUGGAUGAUGGCAUUUGAAACAAUAAAGGACACCAGUAUCUCAA